Messenger RNA from Clonostachys byssicola, 681 nucleotides. Lineage: Eukaryota; Fungi; Ascomycota; Sordariomycetes; Hypocreales; Bionectriaceae. The record is from the annotation of a GenBank genome assembly.
AUGGCCGUUACUCUCGAGCUACGUGAGCCCGUUUACCCUAUCGUCCCCCGGGACUCCUCGCAGUUGAGUGCGGAGGCCGUCAAGGCCCUCACCACGGGUGGAUUCAGGGCUCAUGAGCCCGAAGAUAUUGCCAACGGAAGCCCGACCGCCAAUGCCGCGGCGGCGUUCGCAGAAUGUUAUCCAGUGCUCGCCGAGGAACUGUUGGACUGGGCUUCGAAAAAUGGAGCACUUGUCCAACGCAAGGCCGAGACCGAGCCGCUGAUCAUGACCAUGCGACAGAAUGUUUUUGCUGUGCCUCCGAACCGGAUUGCCAUCGCUUUCGCACUUGGGUGCAAGAAUGUGUGCGCUGGGGCGGUCAUCGCCAAAGGCAUGGCCCGCCGGGCAGCCCUCAGCAAGGGCCUGCCCUUUAAAGAUGACGAGCCUCUGAAAAUAGCCCGUUGGAUGGUCCGCACAAUCGUCGACGAGGAUUGUGCCAUGGACCAGCCUGUCGAGGUGAGAUCGGGGCAGUUCGUAAUCCUGUAUCCGGGGCAGGAGCUCUACCAAGUGGACGACAACCGCAACUAUGCGGAUAUGUCGGUCAUUUGGACCGAGCAUCAGCUAUAUGCUGACCCAACGCCAAAGGAGGAGUCGGACGGAGAUGUCGUUGUGGAGGAUCUCACCGAGGAGGAUUCUGACAAAUGA